GUGGCUGAUGUUAGUGCAUGUGGGUCUGUUUACGAGUGCGAAAGGCGAAGCCAUUGAGAAAUUGCACGUGGUUCGUGCUCCAUAUUAAGCCCAUUUUUUACCAACUUUAAGGAGAUGUCAGGUCAACACAGUUCAUAUAACAGUAAGUUCAAGAGGUCACUUGGCGAGCUACCACUGGAAUGCUCGUCGAAAUGCUGGGGCGAGUUUGGACGUGGACUCGUUCGGCAGAAAUACUAUGACCAAGAGAAAAUCACAGAGUCUAAGCUAGCCCGUGUGCUGGGCACUCUAGACUUGACAGCUUUAGGUAUCGGCAGCACGUUAGGAGCAGGUGUCUACGUCGUGGCAGGACAGGUGGCUCGUCAGACUGCUGGCCCAGCGGUCGUCAUCUCCUUCCUCAUAGCAGCCGUGGCGUCAGUUCUCUCAGGUUUAUGCUACGCAGAAUUCGGGGCUAGAGUUCCGAAAUCGGGGUCUGCAUAUAUCUACAGCUACGUGACGAUCGGUGAAUUAUGGGCCUUCAUCAUAGGAUGGAAUCUCAUUCUAGAGUAUGUCAUAGGGGCAGCUAGCGUGGCGCGGGCGUGGAGUGCUUACUUCGACUCUCUACUCAACAACACGAUAGAAAACUAUCUGUCUACUCACAUACAAGUCAACGUGCCUGGUCUCUCCAACUAUCCAGACUUCUUUGCUCUCGCCAUCAUACUAGUUCUAACAGCGAUCCUGUGUAUCGGCGUGCGAGAGUCAUCUGCUCUGAACAAUGUUUUCACGGCGAUCAACCUUCUCGUCGUUCUGUUCGUCAUCGUCAGCGGACUGUUCCAGUCGGACAUCGAUAACUGGAGGAUCCCGGCCGACAGGGUUCCUAAUGAAACCGUAUAUAUGGAAGUCGUCUAUCAAAAUGGCGUCGGCGGUUUUAUGCCAUUUGGUUUCACCGGUAUGAUGUCAGGUGCUGCCACCUGCUUCUACGCUUUCAUCGGGUUCGAUGUUAUCGCUACGACAGGAGUAGUAGAUGCGCUGCUCAGUAGUAGUAGAGAUGCGCCCAGCUUGCUCGGAUCGAUGUUCCCGAUGCCGCGCGUCAUAUACGCGAUGGCGAGCGAUGGCCUCUUGUUUCGCUUCCUCGCCCACAUCAACGAACGAUUCAAGACGCCGAUUAUCGCCACGGUGGUGUCCGGCCUUCUCGCUGGCUUCAUGACGACGAUAUUUGAUCUGAAGGAACUCGUGGACAUGAUGUCGAUCGGAACGUUGCUAGCGUACACCCUCGUCUCCUGCUGUGUGCUCAUACUCAGGUACCGCUCGGAGACGCUUGGUAGGAAGGGUGAUGGCGCCCCCAACCUGUUGGUGCGGCCUGAGUCACAGGUACCCCUGAAACCGAGCACGAGCGGAGACUUUGAAGGCAACAUCAUCUACGAUGAGAGUGAGCUAACACUGAAGUAUCUGCGGCGCACCAAUGCCAGCACCGGCGUCAUCUACUCGAAGUCGGAGAUAUUCACCUCUCUCUUCAAGCCGCUGUCACAGGAAGCGACCGUUCUGUCGGGGACGAUUGUGGCGUGGGCCGUAGCAAUCCUAGCCGUGCUAAUCCUGCUGGUGAGCAUACUGUUGAACGAGAUGUCGGACCAGCUGAUGGAACGCAGUCCCGGAGCAAUCCUGCUCGUGUCGGCACUCGUCCUGAUGAUAGUCAUCACGGUGUUUGUCAUCAUUCGACAGCCGCAGAGCAAGGCCAAGGUGCUGUUCAUGGUGCCGUUUGUCCCCUUCAUUCCAUCCUUAAGCAUCUUCAUCAACCUCUAUCUCAUGACGCAGCUUUCCAUCGGCACGUGGAUUCGAUUCUCAGUCUGGAUGUUUGCCGGAUUUCUAAUAUAUUUCCUGUACGGCAUCUGGCACAGCAUAGAGAGACGUCCGUAUAGAGCAUAUGAACUGACAGCAGCAGAAAACGAGAUUACAGCGGUAGAGAAUGAGUCCGGGAUUGGAUUACUGAGCGAGAACCUGUCGCAGCCGUCUGGCACGGAUCUAGACAAGAAGACAAUCGAUCCCGAUGCCAUCCGAGCAGAGUUCGGCGAAUCUGAGGCCAACUGAGCGCCACCUGGCGGGUCGCGUCGAUAGCACGAGGAGAUGAUUGGGGCGGGUGGGCAUGGUAUCUGUGUAGAUGUAGCAGCAGCAGUAUCGGCACGUGUGUUCCCCCGUGUCCUGAACAAAGGAGGGGAAUCCUGGAUGAGCUUAAACAUAACCAUAACCUUCACAACUCACAGUUCGUGCGUGUAGGUGUCGAGUUGCACACAUACCAACACGCGUUUGUUCGGUUGCCCACUCGAUCAUGAACCACGCUCAGCAUGCAAGCGAGUUGGUCUGGUCGGCCUGCCGCAGGGUCCGGGAAACCAAGAUUAAGACUAAAUCUCAUUUGGAAGAAGAAUUUUCUCAUUUCAAAAGAAAAAUCAUUUUGAAUGAUCUCAUAGUGCAAAACCCUGUUAUGAGCAUGGAGUGGAACCUCAAUUUCAAGUUUUUCCAACCAUAUAAUAUGGUUGUGCUGUUAUUAUGCAGCGGAAUUUUUUUUUAUGCAGUUUUUUUUUUUUGAGGGGAAGUUUUCAGUUUUUAGAUAAAUCUUGAAACUUUUUUGCAAGUUUUCUAAACAGUAGGAAAAAUCAAGGAAAUACCAGGCAUUUACAUGUGAAUAUGCAUGUAUGCGAAUAUGCUUGGCCAUUAUUGUUUUUAUUCCUUAAAACUACCUAGUUAUGUGUGCGUGCGUGCAUGCGUGCGUGCGUGCCUGCGUGUGAGUGUGCCUGCGUGUGAGUGUGCAUGCGUGCAUGUGUGCAUGCAUGCGUGCGUGUGUGUGUAAUGCAGUAGCACUAAUAUAUUCAACAAUGAUGUUAAACUGUCAUCACUGAUUGUGUGUAAAUGUCUGUGUAUGUGUGUGCGCAUUCGUGCGUGUGUAACAGUAAGCACUAUUAUACUAAAACAAUCGUGCUAACGUGUAACUGUGGUAGAUGGAAGAUAUUCUGUUCAGUUUUAAACCAGUGCAAUUAUUAUUUCGUGUGAAUGUGUGUUUCAUGAUGACUUUCUUUGCCAUGGGUGUGGUAUGUAUAUGUUGUAAGGAAGGACAUUGUUAUAAAUAUGUAUGUAUUCAUGCGUCUAGCUGCAUCGUCACAGUGGUCACGAUGCACUUGUCGCAAUAUUCUCAGCAGCAUAAUGAUUGUGAUGUACAUCACCACGCGACGCCCACAUGUUGGCCGUGUCAUCAGAACCCAGGGCCCAUUUUCAGAAACGUCAUAGUGACAUUCAUCAAAGAACAGGAAAAUGGUUAUGACAUCGUAAGCAUAAAACGUCAUAUUUUUUGCACAACACUUCAUUUGAAAAAUUUUUGAUAAUUUUAGACUUUGAUGUCAUAAUAACUUGUUGAGAUGUUUUUGACCAUGGGCUCCAGUUUUCUUCCUAGUCAUGCUAAGCUAAUAUAUCUCGCAAAGAUUGCUUCUCGGAAGCUUACAAUUUAUAAGUAAUGGGGAAUUCAUUGUUAACAUGACAGUGAUUUGUCUCACUGGGAUUGGGUGGGUAGCUGGGGUGGUGGUUGCGGAGGGGGAGGUUUGUGCCUGAGCUUGUGUGCGCGUAUGAGCGUGUGUUUGUGUAUAUAAUAUUUGUGUAGAUAUAGCUUUAGUUGCAGCUAUUAGUUAUGGUAGCUUUGGAAGGUAGCUUAUCACCGUCUGUACAUUCAGUUAAUUAUUCGUAUAUACCUAUAACUUUAGAGCCGGGUAAACAUUAACGUUACUGUAAUGCAUUAUCUUGGGCUGCUUAAGUGAGUAGUAACGUAGUCAUUCUAUCGUAGAACAAUGACUCUAGCUGCAAUAUAUCCUCACAACCUCAUAAUGAUUAGUCUUCAAAGUCCAAGAGACUGUCUUGAAGACGGAGAGAGACAAAGUUGAUUAAAUAGACAGAUCAACACGGUGGAUUGCAGUACAAAAAGCUUUAAUAUUACAAUUAACCAAAGAAGAAGGUGGAGAAUUCUAAUGUCUUAUAUGGAGUGACAGACAAUAUGCAACGCGGUAAACUUGGGCGUUCAUUUGAUCACAGAGCAAUCUCUUAUCUAACGCGUGUCUUUGCCUGGUUGUCUGCUGUCAGCGUCAUAGCACAUCGUAAGUCUUAAUUCUCCGUCAUUGUUCCAUGUAGUAGACAUUGUUCUACGCAAUUGAUGAGGUUCUAUGUCACGAACACUGUUCCACAUCACAGAUAUUGUUCCACAUCUUGCACAUUACCCUACGUCGUACGCGUUGUUCUACAUCAUGCACGUUGUUCUACGUCACGCACAUUGUUCUACGUCACGUACAUUGAUCGUCAUUGACGUUAUACGUCAUGCACAUUGUUCUACGUCACGUACAUUGAUCGUCAUUGACGUUGUUCUGCGUCAUGGGUAUUGUUCGUCAUUGACGUUGUUCUGCGUCAUGGGUAUUGUUCGUCAUUGACGUUGUUCUACGUCAUGUACAUUAUCUCUACAUCACGGACGGGCAAUGCUUUACGUUCACGGUCAUGUUAUCUUACUGAGUCUCUGCAGCGGUGCGUUUAAUUGUCGGGGCCAAACUUAGGCAAUGAAACAGAUGUAGUGCAAGUCGUGGGAAUUAUCAUGAAGUUACUCCUCUAUUAGUAACGCGUGGUCUUUUUCAUAUACGUGCACGAGUUCUGGACGAUAUAAUAGGAUUUAAUUUUUGUUACUUUCGUUAUCUACUCCUAAUCUUUCUGUUAUGUACUCCUAAUGAAUUGGCGAUAUUACCAAGUAAGAUAAUCUGUCGAUCUUUCUUGUACAUAUACUUGAUUAGGUUGUGCCAUGAACACGUGUAUAUUGCACAGUUGGGGAAUGUAAUUUUCACUUUACAUGCAUUCAUGGUUGGACUGACACUUGAUUCAAGUCCUUCUACUGUCGCUUACGCAUAUAACUGUCGCAUUGGCCAUGUUGCAGUUAUUAACUACACUGCCUUUUUACUACAGCAAGAUCGUACGUAGGUUACGACAUCUGUUUCAUUCUUAUAUAUACAUACGAAUUUCAGUCGUUGUUUGUGUUUCUAGAAUGUGAGUUGCAGAUGGAAAAGUGGAGAAAGUGACUAAUAAAGUUAUUUGUUUGCAACAUAUCGUCUUCUAUACUGCCGCAUACCAUAUGUAGCGUUUGUGAACGCGUGUAUUAAUGUAUUUCAGCGAGACAUAAUACGUAGCGUGAAUGUGGUGUGGUGGAAAUUUGUGUGCGUGCGUGCGGUCUAUGAAGAGUGCAUUAACAACAUACAUAACCUUACUGAAUGCACUUCUGAUGUAUAUCAUGAACAUAUUAAUGCCCAUACAUGGCUAUAAAUUUGCUGAUGGUAUAUGUAUAUCUGGCUUAUUAUGACUGAUGUGCGCUUAUAAAUAGCUUGCCGAUAGAUGGCGUGGAUGGUCGUUAAAACCAGAGCACAUAGUGAUUUAUGUGCUCUGUUAAAACUCAGCAGAGUCGGGCGAAGGUUCUAUUUUGUAUGCGCGAAAGUAAACACAUGUACUAUACGCAUGUACUCAAACAAUAGAGAUGUGUUCACGAAAAGUUCUGAAUAAAUGUCUGGCUGAUUAUGUUCUA
This is a messenger RNA of Priapulus caudatus, 5563 nucleotides long. RefSeq names its product cationic amino acid transporter 2-like. The record is from RefSeq and is a predicted model, not a curated record. Gene Ontology annotation, biological process: amino acid transport; transmembrane transport. Lineage: Eukaryota; Metazoa; Priapulida; Priapulimorpha; Priapulimorphida; Priapulidae. The transcript has 16 exons. Gene Ontology annotation, cellular component: plasma membrane. Gene Ontology annotation, molecular function: amino acid transmembrane transporter activity. The coding region runs from base 115 to 2061 and encodes 648 amino acids.